Messenger RNA from Ictalurus furcatus (blue catfish), 3690 nucleotides. RefSeq names its product tripartite motif containing 36 (gene trim36). Lineage: Eukaryota; Metazoa; Chordata; Actinopteri; Siluriformes; Ictaluridae. The transcript is spliced from 10 exons. Gene Ontology annotation, molecular function: zinc ion binding; protein binding. Bases 306 to 2498 code for a protein of 730 amino acids. The record is from RefSeq and is a predicted model, not a curated record.
UCAACAAUACACGAGCAGCCACGUGACUGACUAUUCGUCUUCAUUCUUCCACGCCCCCUCAUUUGCAUACAGCAGAGCUGCCAGGAUGGUUGCUAAGGCGACUUUCUUUGGCCCCGCCCUGAUCCCCGGCUUUCUGCGCUCCUUCCCAUAAACUAACAGCGGUGCGCGUGUGCUGAUUCACAGCGUCCCAGUUUACGCGCAGUGGCGUUUCGCGUUUCUUCUCACUUUUAAGUGCUCGUCUCGUCAAAGUUCUUCAGCUCAGCCAGCUAAUACUAACUACUUCUAGGAAGUUAAGCCGUUUUACAAUGUCUGCGGUAUCAAGGCGCAGCUCUAUGGGGGUCCCUAUAAAGAACAUCGAGCGUGAGUUGAUCUGCCCCAUUUGCAAGGAACUGUUCACACACCCGCUCAUCCUGCCUUGCCAGCACAGCGUUUGUCACAAAUGUGUCAAAGAGCUGCUCAUGCUAAACCAGGACGACUCGUUCGGUACGGAUGCCGGAUCCGAGUGUUCGAACCCUGGAAGCCCGAGGUCCAGAGUUCCGUCUCCCAGCAUGGAGAGGCUGGACAGGCUGGUCCGAUCAGGGUCCGUGUCAUCCUCCCCCGGCUGGAGGCGCUCCUCAGUCACCCCCCGUGUCACCAGCUUCCCAUGCCCAGGUUGCCAGCGCGACAUAGAGCUGGGCGAGCGGGGCAUCAGCAUGCUCUUCCGAAACUUCACGCUGGAGAACAUUGUGGAGCGCUACAGGCAGGCGGCCCGUGCCGCUGUCGCCAUCAUGUGCAACCUGUGCAAGCCGCCUGCUGUGCAGGAGGCCACCAAGAGCUGCAUGGACUGCAAGGCGAGCUACUGCAAUGAGUGCUUCAAGCUGCACCACCCGUGGGGGACGCCCAGGGCCCAACACGAGUAUGUCGGGCCUACUACUAACUUCAGACCAAAGGUGUUGAUGUGUCCUGAGCAUGAGAUGGAAAAAGUUAACAUGUACUGCGAGGUGUGUCGCCGGCCAGUGUGUCACCUCUGCAAACUUGGCGGUUCUCAUGCUAACCAUAAGGUCACGUCCAUGAGCAGUGCCUACAAGGUCCUGAAGGAUAAGCUAGCAAAAAGUAUCCAUUACUUAAUUAGCAAAGAGGAACAAGUGAAGACUCAGAUUUCUGAACUUGAGGUCAUGAUUCGGCAGACCGAGGAAAAUGGACAACUCGCAGAGAGACAGGCGAACGAGCACUUUGAGCGUCUAUUUGAGACUCUGCAGGAAAGGAAGACCGAAUUGUUGCGGUCCAUCGAGCUGUCCAGGAACCGGCGUCAGGACAAGCUCAAGAGCCAGGUGGAUGAGUACCAGGGCAUGCUGGAGAACAGUGGUUUAGUGGGUUACGCACAGGAAGUCCUCAAGGAGACUGACCAAUCCUGCUUUGUUCAGACGGCUAAGCAGCUCCACAUCAGGGUUCAGAAAGCCACAGAGUCACUGAAGACCUUUCAGCCUGCUGCUAACCCCUCGUUUGAUGAGUUUAUCCUGGACACAUCAAAGGAAGAGUCCUUGCUGAAAGACCUUUCCUUUGGUGGAGUUCCCUAUCCUCCCAUGAUUGACCUGUCUCAGAGUCGUGUGUAUAACGAGGGCCUGAUUCACUGGAGGCUGCAUGAGGACUCUCUGCCCACAGACCACCAUGUCCUUGAGUAUAGAAAAGUGCCUGCAAAGGAUGAGGAGGAGAGCCAGUGGCACCUGACCGAGCGUGUGCACGGCUCCAGCACAGUGGUGUGUGACUUGGAUAGUGAUUGCCGCUACGCGUUCAGGGUGCGGAGCAGCCGCAAUACCAUUCACAGCCCCUACAGCCCUGAGGUGUCCUUUCACACACCACCUGCACCAGUGUUCGGCUUCCUGUUCAAUGAGAAAUGUGGCUACAGUGCAGAGCGUCUGCAGUUGAGCAAGAGGAAGGAUUCUGUGGAAAGCAUGGCUGGCAUGGUCUUCCUGUUGGCUGCUGAUCGGGUCCAGACUGGAAGUUACGUAUGUCUUGACUACAUCAUCGGUGACACGGGCAUAUCACAUGGCCGCCACUACUGGGCUUUCCAUGUGGAGCCUAGCUCUUACAUGGUGAAAGUUGGUGUGGCGUCAGACGCGAAGAUGAGCGAGUGGUUCCACAACCCCCAUGACACCAGCAGCCCAAGGUACGACCAUGACAGUGGGCAUGAUAGCGGCAGCGAGGACACGUGCUAUGAGCUCUCACAGCCUUUCACUCUACUCACAGCAGGCAUGGGCAAGCUCUUUAUUCCCAAAGCGUCUCACACUGCAGCCGCAGGAGACCAUGGCAGCCGUGUUCUUCCUCUGCCUCAGCGAAUCGGCAUCUGCCUCGACUACGAUGCUGGCCGCGUAUUCUUCUACGACGCUGACUCGAUGCGCUGCCUCUACGAGCGUCGGGUGGACUGUUCCGGAACCAUGUACCCUGCGUUCGGCCUCAUGGGGGGCGGAGCUAUCCACCUGGAGGAGUUCAUCACAGCCAAGCGCCUCUCUUACAUGUGAAUGUGACCGAGUCGAUCUACUGAUCCAUAACUCUACUAUUCUAUUGGUUUAUUUUGUCAUGAUAUGUAGCUAUCUGUGGAAAAAAACCCCACUAUUUUAGUGCACUAUUUCAGUUUGAGUCACGAGUAACCUGAAAAAAAACCCUUGGUUCAGUGCCUUUUAGGAGACCAACUCGGCAGGUGUUUAGAUUAUAACAUCCUCACCUAUACACAUCAGGGUUUACUAACAGUCACAGAAAUGCAAAAGAACACACUAUACCUUAAUAUAAUGUAAAAUUUUACAGAUGUCACCUAUUUGCCGUUCACAUGUGAGCCAUUUAACGAUUGUCUGAUUGUUGCAGAUCGACACCUGUGCACUAAUAAUAACCGGCUUUGUAAACUAUUCUGAUUGUAGAAAUGCUGCUUGGGCAGGCUUUUUUUUUCUAUUAGGAAAAAGAAUAAGGUUUGUUUUAAGAAUAAUCAAGAAUGAUCUAAUAAAUAAUUUGCAGUGAAAUUGAAUCUAUUCUAUCUAUCAGUCUGUCUUAAAACAUCAUAAAAGCGCUUGCUCGCAGUGGAUUGUCACAUAUACAUGUAAGGACACCUCGUAGUGAUUGGUAUGGAAUUGAAUGCAGCAUAGAAUGGCUUUCGCAUUUUGAAUGUGUGUGUGUAUGUAUUUUUAAAAUGAAAAGUAGCAUUUGAAUCACAAUGUGCUGCUAGGUUUUAACCAGGGUACGAGUACGAACACUGAUUCAGAAGGUGAUUAGGUUAAUAUGCACCAUCACAGCCUGUGCAAAAAUGACAGGAAGAAACUGACAUGGUCUUAGUGAAUGAUCAGAUGUUUUGCAACAGGAUUGCUGGCUAUAAAGGGACUUAACUGGAGUAGUAGUAGAUGGAGUGGGAUUGCCAUGUGAUUCCUCAGGUACUCACCUUUUGGGCUUUCUGAUAUCUACCUCUUAGUCCUGAAAAAAUAAUAAUAAUAAUAGGCACUGGUUUUAUGCUUGGAUUAUUUUGAGGUAGUGGUAUAGCACGUGCCUAUUCACUAAACCUCGAAGGGAAUGUUUUCCUCUUAAGCUGGAACCCUAUGAGUUACCAAAUCAAAGCAUUCUAUUCCUACAUUUUAAGUCGUUUAAGUCUUUGAUUUCAUUGCAAACUGAUGGCUUUUUUUUUUUUUUUUUUUUUAAAUGAAUGCAUUUUCAAAUUUCACUGCUUUUCAA